This is a messenger RNA of Penicillium griseofulvum, 1296 nucleotides long. Its product is annotated as arginase. Lineage: Eukaryota; Fungi; Ascomycota; Eurotiomycetes; Eurotiales; Aspergillaceae. Bases 1 to 1296 code for a protein of 431 amino acids. Gene Ontology annotation, cellular component: cytoplasm; cytosol; nucleus. The record is from RefSeq and is a predicted model, not a curated record. Gene Ontology annotation, molecular function: manganese ion binding; arginase activity. The transcript is spliced from 5 exons.
AUGACGCAACCUUCAACCAUAACCUCACGAUUCCUUUCACACCCGAACCAACUCGGCGUCGUCGCCGUCGGUUUCAAUGGCGGCCAAUGCAAGAAAGGCGUCGAAGCAGCCCCAAUGGCCCUAAUCGAAUCAGGCCUCCUAACCCAACUCAGCGAAGACCUCGACUACGAAGUCCACCACGACAACAUAGUCCACUAUUACGAGAAAGACAUCCCAGCCGAAGACCCAGACCACCGAGGCAUGAAGAAGCCUCGCGCCGUCAGCGCCGUGACUAAAAAGCUCAGCUCUCAAGUCUACGACUACGCCAAAGACGGAAAAUUCAUCCUCACUCUCGGCGGCGACCACUCCAUCGCCAUCGGAACCGUCUCCGGAACAGCAAAGGCAAUCCGCGAACGACUGGGUCGCGAAAUGGCUGUUAUCUGGGUUGAUGCGCAUGCUGAUAUCAAUCUUCCUGAGACGAGCGAUAGUGGAAAUAUCCACGGUAUGCCUAUGGCGUUUUUGACGAAAUUGGCGACGGAGGAGAAGAAGGAUAUCUUUGGUUGGAUGCGGGAUGAGCAUUUUGUUAGUACGCAGAAGAUUGUGUAUAUCGGAUUGCGGGAUGUGGAUCGGGGGGAGAAGAAGAUUUUGCGGGAGAAUGGGAUCAAGGCGUUUAGUAUGCAUGAUAUUGAUCGUCAUGGUAUCGGUCGUGUUGUCGAAAUGGCGCUCGCUCAUAUCGGUAAUGACACGCCCAUUCACUUGUCCUUUGAUGUCGAUGCACUCGAUCCUCAGUGGGCGCCUAGCACUGGUACUCCGGUCCGUGGUGGGCUGACGCUGCGUGAGGGAGACUUCAUCUGUGAGGCUGUGCAUGAGACGGGAAAUUUGAUUGCGAUGGACUUGGUUGAGGUGAAUCCCAGUCUGGAGACUAAGGGUGCGUCGGAGACUAUUCGAGCCGGGUGUUCGCUGUACAUACAAAUUGGCGAAGUCGAAGUCGUAACUCCGCCUGAGGAGCAUCGUCUGUCGGAUACCUUGGCUUUCUUCGUCAUCGGACAUGCAAUCGCCGCUGCGCGCAAUCGUUACACCAAGUGGCCGGCGGACUUCAACUUGGACGGGGAUGUUUACCCCGUCGGCUUACCGCGCCCUGAAGAAGGCUUUCCAAAAUCCCUCGACAAACCAUUAGUCGAUGUCAGAGAUCCACACGACUGGGACGCCCCAGUCUCCCUUCUGGAGGUGGGGAAGAAUGGCCGUGACCCAGUCGUGGCCUUCCAGGUUUUUUUCCCUGGCGUCGAACCGAUCUGCUUUGUCGAUUUGCGUGUGUAA